Molecule: messenger RNA, 8014 nt
Organism: Larimichthys crocea (large yellow croaker)
Lineage: Eukaryota; Metazoa; Chordata; Actinopteri; Sciaenidae
Product: protein KIAA0100
Exons: 41
Coding region: 217-6981 (2254 amino acids)
Source: RefSeq, a predicted model, not a curated record
CACACACACAGUUUGCACACACACACACAGCUCGUCGUCACAAGUCAAACGAGCAGCAGCAUCAGGGCGGACUGUGUUUACUCUGUGUUAGCACAGAGUUAGCUGCAUGUUUUGCGGCUUCAUGCCGUGAAGACGCUUGUGAGACUAUGUCAGGCAGCUGAUAGCAGACAGAGAGAGGAGCAGGAAGACCCCACGUCCAAGAUCUGGGUGUGAACAAUGUCUCUCCUGCUGGUGUCUUUCCUUUUAAUCCUCCUGCUUGGGAUCGUGCUGCUAUGUGUCAUUUUCAGGUGGCUCGUGCGAUUCUUCCAGACGGCGCUCAACGCGGAGCUGAAGAUCAAAUCAGUCGGGCUGUUUUCUGUCCAAGGAGUCAGUAUCCAGUUUCACCCACAGCACACUCUGGAAAUUGACAGAAUAUGGAUUUCAAGUAAACUUCUAAACCAGGAUUUACCGAGAUACCUGGCGCUGUGUGUCGGCGAAACCAGAAUUAGGUUUGACUUGCAAGCACCGCUCGGACCUUUGGUGAAAAAGAGCGAAGGAAAGAAGCAUGGGAAGAUUACAGUCAGCCCAACAACGCUACGCUUUCUGUCGCAACUGCUGUCUUUUCACGUCAGCUCGAUCAAUGUGAUGGUGCUGAACAUCGCGCUGUCAGAGUCUCUCUGGCACAUGACUAUCGCAGGCAUCACCUUGUUACUAGACCACCAGAGUAAAAGGCUGGCGUGGGACUUCUCAGUCGGGCAGCUCAGCAGCAAAGUGCUCAAAAGCAGUCAGUUGGAUAUAUGUUUGGCUGAAGUGGCUCUGAGUCUGCUGCUGUCUGGAGAUGUGAGCCUACCAGAGAUGAAGCCAGGUUGUUUGUCCCUGAGUGUGAGGACGCUUAUAGCAGAGCUGCAUGAAGGACUGUUUCUCAGCCAACUCCUGCUGCCCCCGUCUCCCAAAAAGAGCAUUCAAGAUGCAUCUGAGUGUGAAAUUACAGAGUUUAUCCAGACUGAGACUGUGGAGCGGUUUCAUCAGCUCAUUCCCCACAAGGUCAAUGUGGAAUUUGAUAACACAAAUGUAACCCUGUCCAUGCACAGCCAGAAAAGACACCUGAACUGGACUCUGAAGUCUUUAAAAGUCGCCUACGGACGUGACGAUGAGCAGCUUCCUCUGAAGAGCUUCACUCCUGAGCUGAACUUUCCCCAGAGCAGCCUGGAGCUCCUUCUAGAGGACGGACUUCUCCUCUCUCAAAGUCGACAAAGAAUCCUUUGUGUGAACACUCUGAAGACAACGCUGCAGGUUACAUCAAUUGACAUCGCAGGCUCAUUCACAGUCAACACAUGCAUCAUCCACUACCGUCACCAGGAGUUCUCACAUUGGCUGAAUCUAUUUCCAUGGGAACAGCUAAUCCACAGGAAGGCAGCGCACAGAAAAAGUCCAUUAGAUUAUUUGCCCACCCUCCUUUUCCUCAGGCGCCUCCCUCACCUCGACGCCCCCGUGAUGAUCACGUCCUCCGUGUCCAACGUCAACGUGUCCGUUCAGCUGGGAGACACGACGCCUUUUGCUCUGGGUUUCCUCUCUGCCAGUGCAGAGCUGCAGCAUCUCCUCGACAUUAAAGACGACAUAGAGAGCCCGGAGUCUCAGAAUGUGCACCAGCGUGCCUCGCUGUCCUUGGACAACUUCUGGUGGAGAGUCGGUCAGGGGUCUCAUAUCCAACAAGCACCCCACCCUCCUGGCAAACAUGUGUGGGGAGAGGCGCUAAUUUUAGACUCGCUGAGUCUUCAGGGCAGUUUCAACCGACCGCACACGGAGCCGAGCAGCCAGUCUCCGAGUUUGAGCGUGGAGUCCAGUCUGAAAGGGCUUCAAGUGGAGCUCUCAGAGACAUGUGCGCUGUGUCUGUCUCGCCUGCUGUCCCUCAUCUGCGUCCCUCCUCGUGACACGGGACCACAGCUGUCAGACGUGGCCUCAGUGUCUCCCCCUAGUGACGAUGCCAUCCAACCCACCCCUUCCUCACAGCUACACCUGCUGUUUAAACUGGACUGUUGUCUGGAGGAUGUUAAUGUGUUCACACUGUCUAAUCUGGCAGGAGCCGUGGCUUUGCGGACGGACACCGUCAGAGUCAUGAGCUCUGCAGAAAGCUCCACAGUGUCUCUUCAAGGUGUUAGCUUGUCUGCGAUCAAAACACUCACAGAGAACAUGGAGUCAUGUUGCCCCGCCUCCCAAAUCCCCAGCCCUGUGCUCAAACUCACCGAGAUAACCUUUGCCUACCACAUCACCACACACACCGUACAGGUUCGGUGUGAACAGGAGCUCACUGUUGAGUGGACGCCGCCGGACCACAUGGUCUUAUAUCAGCACCUGACUGAAGCUCAGGCGUGUUGGCGUAUGCUCUGCGGAGAGAAAGGGGAGGACAGUCCGGUCAAACCUCCAGAGGGUGAAGUCAUCUCAGGGCAGAGUAGAGAGCUAUGUGUGCGCGUCGAACUGGGCUGCACUCGUCUGACGGCCCAUGUUAGCGAGCUGAAUUACAUCCUCCUGCAGACAGAGGCCCUUUCUGUCUCCAAGCAUGCUGGCUCCAUCCGCAUGCAUGCGCCCUCCAUGAUCUUCAACUUUGAUGGCAACAACAUCGUCACCUUUAACAGUUUAGAUGUUGAAAUGCACACAGAGCUGACAGAGAUGCAGCUGCACAGAGACACCUUCCCCUUCCUCACAACUCCUCACAACCGGGUCUGGGUCCUCACUUGCCCCUCCAUGGCUGUUGAAUUCCCGUACCAGUACAACUUCUCAAACACCUUCGACAUGGCCAUUAGUGUGCAGAAGUGGCUGAAGACACUGCAUCGCUCCCCAAGCCAAGCCACGACCGUCCAACGCCUGCCUCCCGACCUCGUGUUCAAAAUCAGCCAGUUCUCCUUCGUCUUCCUGGACGACAUCUUUGAAAUCAAGCUGCGGGACAACUACGAGCUAAUGAAGGAUGAGAGCAAGGAAAGUGCGAAACGUCUUCAGCUUCUGGACAAGAAGGUGGCAGAUCUACGCAAGCAGCACGGAGAACUUCUCCCCGCCAGAAAGAUCGAAGAGCUGUACAGUUCCCUGGAGAAAAAGCACAUCGAGAUCUACAUCCAGCGCUCGCGCCGCCUCUACGCCAACACACCCAUGAGGAAGUCGCUGCUGACCUGGACGGUGUCUGACCUGGAGCUCGUCUUCCUGGCUGAUCAGUCCCUUCAUGGACCAGAGAGGGUGAGAGAGCAGCUGAGGGACAUCGACGGGAUCAGUCCCUUCCCCAGAGAUGGACUCCCUCUGGUGGUGCAGUGGUGCCGUGCCGUAAAGUUUAAACUGGCUGCAUUUUUGGUGAGAAUUCGGGAUUACCCUCGCUACCUGUUUGAAAUCCGGGACUGGGCGCUGUCAGGACGUCUGAUUGGGACCGAGCAGGACGGACAGGCCAGGGCUCAUCGUAAAGAGAUCGUCCCACUUGGUGCACCAUGGGGAGACGUGACUGUCCACAGGAACAUGCCACCUCUCAAGUUUUACUAUGAUUUCAAAUCCAACAUAAAUCUGUACACCAUCGUGUGGGGGCCAUGUUGGGACCCUGCCUGGACUUUGAUUGGCCAGUCCGUUGACCUGCUGACCAAACCCACAGUUGAUCCGUCACCUCCUCUGGCCUGGUGGGACAAAAGUCGUCUCCUUAUGCACGGGCGCUGGGUUAUGGACAUUGAUCAGGCCAAUCUUCAUCAGCUGGCCACAGAGGACCCGUACAACACCACAGAAAACAUGCACUGGGAGUGGAAUAAGCUGAACUUUGACUGGAACCCGGGGCAGUUUGUAUUUAAAGGAGAUCUGGAUGUGAACGUCAGGACAGCAUCAAAGUAUGAUGAUAUCUGUUUUCUACACCUGCCCAACCUCUGUAUGACCCUUGACCUCCAAUGGCUUUGCCAUGGCAACCCCCAUGACCACCAUGCUGUAAUGCUCUGCUGUGCGGAGAACGUUGCAGACGUAACCUCAGGACAACCUCAUGACUCCUACAGAGCCUUUCGCUCCGAGAACCUCAACCUCUCCAUCACCAUGGACCUUAACCAGCACUGUGGCACAGAAGCCUCCCAGCCCAGAAUCCUGCUGUACAGCAGCACCCUGCGCUGGAUGCAGAACUUUUGGGCGACCUGGACGGGCGUAUCUCGACCGAUCUGCAGAGGAAAGCUCUUCCACUGCCUCAGGCCUGUCCGCAAGAAGCUGGGUCAGCACUACAAACAGAUGUCCUACACAGCCUCCUUCCCACAACUACAAGUGCAUUACUGGGCCUCCUUCGCGCAGCAGAGAGGUAUCCAAGUUGAGUGUAACAAAGGCCACGUCUUCACUCGAGGGGCUCAGAGGCUUAUCCCACAAGCUGGCACUGUGAUGAGGAGGCUGAUCUCUGAAUGGAACGUGACCCAGAUGGUUAGUGAGCUAUCUCAGGUGACGGUUCACCUCAUGGCCUCCACCUGGGACGAAACAGCCGACCACCAGCUCAACGCUCAGGUGAAGAAGACUCACCUGCUCAGCCUGUCCUCCCUGAGUUAUCAGCGACAGAGCAACCGCAUGGAGGAGGUAAACCCCUCAGAGGAGGUGAACCAGAAGGAUGAGACAAAUGCUUCUUACACUCACAAACUGCGCCUGGUGGACCUGCGUGCAUCCUGGACCACCACUAACAGGAACAUCGCCUUCGGGCUGUACGACGGUUAUAAAAAGGCCUCUGUGCUGAAGAGAAACCUCUCCACCGAAGCUCUGAAGGGUCUGAGGAUCGACACGCAGCUGCAGACCAAGAAGCUCAAACGCUCUCCUUCCAACUACUCUCCAACGACGGCUCCGACUACACCGGUGAUGCCCACCGUCAAUCGAGCAGAAAAAAGUCAAAAUGAAGGAACGUCGAUGCUGCAGAAACUGAUUGAGGAAACGGAUAAGUUUGUGGUGUUUUCAGAGGAGGACUCAGGUGUCAGCGAUCAGCUAUGCGGUAUCGCAGCCUGUCAGACCGAUGACGUCUACAACCGCAACUGGUUUAUCGAGCUGGUCAACUGUCAGAUGAUGUUACGUGGCACAGAGACCGCCGGCUGUGUGCUGGUGUCCGCAGCAAAGGCUCAGCUGCUGCAGUGUGAGCAUCACCCGGCCUGGUACAACGACACCCUGAAGCAGAAAACCACCUGGACCUGUCUGCUGGACGGCAUGCAGUACUUUGCCACCAUGGAGCCCAACCCGUCUGAGCAAGAGGACAGGCAGCUGUGGCUGGAGGUGAAAAACAUCGAGGAGCACCGGCAGCGUAACGUCGACUCUGUGCUGGAGCUGAUGGAGAGUGGCCAGGCUGUGGGAGGAAUGGUUAGCACCACGACAGACUGGAACCAGCCGGCCCAGGUGAACGAGGCUCAGCAGGUUCAGCGUAUCAUCUCACGUUGUAGCUGUCGGAUGCACUACAUCAGUUACAGUCAUGACAUCAACCCAGAGGUGGCCACGCAGAUCAAACCACCCGAGCUGAGAAACAACCACGAGAAGGAAGACCUGCUGAAAAAACAGGCCGGAGCUGUGGACACGUUCACCCUCAUUCACCACGACCUGGAGAUUUCCACUAACCCUGUUCAGUACGCGAUGAUCCUGGACAUCGUCAACAACCUGUUGUUACACGUCGAGCCCAGACGCAAGGAGCACAGUGAGAAAAAGCAGCGCGUGCGUUUCCAGCUGGAAAUUUCUAGUAACCCUGAGGAGCAGCGCAGCAGCAUCCUGCACCUCCAGGAGGCCGUCAGGCAGCACCUCGCCCAGAUUAGACGGCUCGAGAAACAGAUUUACUCCAACAUCAGGGCACAGCCAGAGGAGCUGAGCGUCGAUGACUUGAUGGAGAUCAACACCAGACUGCAGAACCAGCUGAACCAGGAGAAGAACGACAUGCAGAUGAAGAGCGAAGAGCUCAACAUCCUCAUCAGGUGUUUUAAGGACUUCCAGCUGCAAAGGGCGAACAAGCUGGAGCUGCGUAAGCCCCCAGAGGACGUCAGCGUGGCGAGGAGAACCGAGAUCUACUUCGCGCAGGCGCGCUGGUGUUUGACCGAGGAGGACGGCCAGCUUGGCAUCGCUGAGUUGGAGCUGCAGAGAUUCAUGUACAGUAAGCUGAAUAAGUCCGAUGACACAGCAGAGCAUCUUCUGGAGUUGGGCUGGUUCACGAUGAACAACCUGCUGCCCAACGCAGCGUACAAGCGUGUGAGGGUCGUCCUCCGUCCUCAGAGUAACUGCCAGCUGGGACGCCAGUUUGCUCUGCGCAUCUUCAGUAAAGUGCGCCCCCCUGUGGGAGGAAUCUCCGUGAAGGAACACUUUGAGGUGAACGUGGUGCCUCUCACCAUCCAGCUCAUGUACCAGUUCUUCAAGAGGAUGAUGGGAUUUUUCUUCCCGGGAAGAAAUGUCGAGGAGGAGGAGGUCACAGACGAGGAAGACAAGUUUAGAUUGGUUACCACAGGUAUCCCUGUCAAGCCUCGGCAGUUGUCAGAGGACACCAUGGGAGCGAUGGGCCCCAGCAAAGGCGUCGCCCAGGGACUGAACCGCACUGCGGGGGUCAGGAGGUCAUUCAGGAAACCUCCAGAGCAGCAUCCUGUUGAUGACAUUGAUAAGAUGAAGGAGCGAGCUGCUAUGAACAACUCCUUCAUCUACAUUAAGAUUCCCCAAGUGCCCCUGUGUGUCAGCUAUAAGGGAGAAAAGAGCAGUGUGGACUGGAAGGACCUGAACCUGGUUCUGCCCUGUUUGGAGUAUCACAACAACACCUGGACGUGGCUCGACUUUGCCAUGGCUGUGAAAAGAGACAGCCGGAAAGCGCUUGUAGCACAGAUGAUAAAGGAGAAGCUGCGUCUGAAGCCGGCGUCGGGCUCGGACCUGCGAGGCAAAUCGUCCGAAGGGAAGUCCGACAACAGCCUGCAGCAGCAGGAGGAAGACGAGAAGGCACGCCUCCUCAUCGGCCUCAGCAGCGCUGACAAGAGCUCCGGCAAGAAGAGCAUCUUCAGCCGCCGCAAGUGAAGCAACGAAACACUCGCACAUUCACACCACGUCAGACUGGACCACGCGAGCACCUCGGAGGGGUCAGGAUAUCAGUCUGUCUUUGUGAAUCUCAAUGAAAAAGGGAGGUGGUGGAGCAUUUUAAUCACUUACUGUAUCAUACGAGCCUGCUGAACCUAAAGUCUGGAGUUUUUGUGUUUUUGAAAAAUCCUCCUCGUGUCUCAGAUUUCAGAUUUAUGGCUAAAAUCCCUCCAGGAUUACCAGGGUGCCAUUUUGACCAAAUAUAUAUUAUUGUUUUAUUUGUGUGCCAUUUAGAAAAUCACUCUGCAUUUCAUUUCAUACACCACAACAACAACGACCACUUAACGUUGCAUUGAAUGUAGCGAGGAUGACUUACAGUAUGUAGCUAGCACUUUCCUCUGCAAGACACACGAGAGCACCUUUUCCUGCUGGCUCAGGAACACUGUACGUCAAACGUGUUAACGUCUGCUAGAAUAAAACAGGACUCAGUUGAAGGCACCUUCGAUGCUGCCCGCUGUAAAGAGAAGAAAAUAGAUUUUUAAAUGCCAUAAAUAAAUAUAUCAGAUAUGUUUUAUCAGCUUAAAUAAGUCGGCUGUAUGACUGUCACACUGACAGGAAGGCCUUCACCCUUCGUCUAGCCGUGCCUCACCCCUGUGCUUUCUAUCAAGAACAGCAGCAAAGAUGUGUUAAUGUGUAAACGUGGCACUUGGUUUGAUGGUAUUGUGGCAAAAAAAUAGAAAAACAAACAAAUUGCAGCUAAUCGCUGAGUGUAUGUUUUGUAAUUUUAUUACUAAAGCACUUUUUUUAUGCAAAGUAUUUUGAUAUUUUUGUAACCACGGUUGUUUUUCUGUUGAAUUACUUAAAUUCUGUUAAACCUGUUAUUAAGAAGAAGAAGAAGUAGAAGAGGAAAAUGGCCCUGAACAUUUCAAUUAAAAUCGGAUCAUAUCGCAAAAAGAAAAAGCAGAUGUAUUCACAUUUCUAUCAGCUCUGUGGCUUAUUGUUUAUCUGUUAAUAAAAGUGUUAUAGUCUCUAA